Messenger RNA from Nannospalax galili (Upper Galilee mountains blind mole rat), 2429 nucleotides. RefSeq names its product growth arrest specific 6 (gene Gas6). NCBI's taxonomy places the organism in Eukaryota, Metazoa, Chordata, Mammalia, Rodentia, Spalacidae. The transcript is spliced from 15 exons. The record is from RefSeq and is a predicted model, not a curated record. Gene Ontology annotation, molecular function: calcium ion binding. The coding region runs from base 44 to 2068 and encodes 674 amino acids. Gene Ontology annotation, cellular component: extracellular region.
CCGCGCGCACCCGGCCGCCUGGCUCCCCGGCCCGGGCCCCGCCAUGCCGCCACCGCCCGGGCCCGCCGCCGCCCUGGGCACCGCGCUUCUGCUGCUUCUGUUGGCCUCCGAGUCUUCGCACACCGUGUUGCUGCGGGCGCGCGAGGCGGCGCAGUUCCUGCGGCCCAGGCAGCGCCGCGCCUACCAAGUCUUCGAGGAGGCCAAGCAGGGCCACCUGGAGCGGGAGUGCGUGGAGGAGCUGUGCAGCAAGGAGGAGGCCCGGGAGGUGUUCGAGAACGACCUCGAAACGGACUAUUUCUAUCCAAGAUAUCAAGACUGCAUCAGAAAAUAUGGCAAGCCUGAAGACAAAAACCCAGAUUUUGCCACAUGUGUUCAGAACCUGCCUGACCAGUGUACCCCGAACCCCUGUGAUAAGAAGGGCACCCAAACCUGCAAUGACCUCAUGGGCAACUUCUUCUGCCUAUGCAGAACGGGCUGGGAAGGCCGGCUCUGUGACAAAGAUGUCGAUGAAUGUGGCCAGAAGAACGGGGGCUGCAGCCAGGUCUGCCACAACAAACCAGGCAGCUUCCACUGUGCCUGCCAUAGUGGUUUCACACUGGCUUCAGACAGCAGGACCUGCAAAGAUGUAGACGAGUGCACAGACUCAGACACCUGUGGGGAGGCACGCUGCAAGAACCUGCCAGGCUCCUACUCCUGCCUCUGCGACGAGGGCUACACAUACAGCUCCCAGGAGAAGGCCUGCCAAGAUGUGGAUGAGUGCCAGCAAGGACGCUGUGAGCAGACCUGUGUCAACUCCCCAGGCAGCUAUACCUGCCACUGUGAUGGGCGUGGGGGCCUCAAGCUGUCCCCAGACAUGGAUACUUGUGAGGACAUCUUGCCAUGUGUGCCCUUCAGCAUGGCCAAGAGUGUGAAGUCCUUAUACCUGGGCCGCAUGUUCAGCGGAACCCCUGUGAUCAGACUACGUUUCAAGAGGCUGCAGCCCACCAGGCUGGUGGCUGAGUUUGACUUCCGAACUUUUGACCCCGAAGGGGUCCUCUUCUUUGCUGGAGGCCGUUCAGAUAGUACCUGGAUCAUCUUGGGUCUAAGGGCUGGACGGCUUGAGCUGCAGCUGAGGUACAAUGGUGUUGGGCGUGUCACAAGCAGUGGCCCAGUCAUCAACCAUGGCAUGUGGCAGACGAUCUCUGUGGAGGAGCUGGAACGCAACCUUGUGAUCAAGGUCAAUAAAGAUGCUGUGAUGAAGAUCGCAGUAGCUGGAGAGCUGUUCCAGCUGGAGAGAGGCCUAUAUCACCUGAAUCUCACUGUGGGUGGCAUUCCCUUCAAGGAGAACGACCUUGUCCAGCCUAUUAAUCCUCGCCUGGAUGGGUGUAUGAGGAGCUGGAAUUGGCUAAAUGGGGAAGAUAGUGCCAUCCAGGAAACGGUGAAGGCAAAUACGAAAAUGCAGUGCUUCUCUGUGACAGAGAGGGGGGCCUUCUUCCCGGGGAACGCGUUUGCCUUCUACAGUCUCAGCUAUACCCGAACAUCGCAGGACGUCGGGACUGAAACCACCUGGGAAGUAGAAGUCGUGGCUCGAAUUCGCCCUGCCACUGACACAGGGGUGCUGCUAGCACUAGUGGGUGACAACCAUGCUGUUCCCCUCUCUGUGGCCCUGGUUGACUACCACUCCACAAAGAAACUCAAGAAACAGCUGGUAAUCCUAGCAGUCGAGGAUGUUGCUCUGGCACUGAUGGAGAUCAAGGUGUGCGAUAGCCAGGAGCAUGUGGUCACUGUCUCUGUGAGAGAGGGCGAGGCCACACUGGAGGUGGAUGGCACCAAGGGCCAGAGUGAAGUGAGCGCUGCCCAGCUGCAGGAGAGGCUGGCCUUCCUUGAAACACAUCUGCAAGGCUCUGUACUCACCUUCAUUGGGGGCCUGCCAGAUGUGCCAGUGACUUCUGCACCCGUCACGGCGUUCUACCGAGGUUGUAUGACACUGGAGGUGAACCAGAAGAUCUUGGACCUGGAUGAGGCUUCAUAUAAGCACAGUGACAUCACCUCACACUCCUGCCCACCUGUGGAACACAUCACACCCUAGACCAAGCUGCUCCAGCACCCAUGAUCAAGAGCCUCUACACCUUCCUCCACACAGAGGGAGGCAGAGGCAUGGACACCCAGAACCAGCUCCUGGAGCAGGUGGGCUGCCACCCUUGUGGCUGUUUCCUUUGAGAUCUCUCUUUGUCUUGUAACAUAUCUGUACAUAGUGAGACUGGUAUUAGGUCAGGGGCUUCUCACUCAGCCACUUGGCCCAAUGUGAGCUGGCUAGAAGGGGAUGGGUGGGACGGCCAGCAGCUCACAGCAGAGUGGACUUAAAAAUAAUUCUCUAUUAUUUUUAUUACCACAUGCUUCUUUCUGAUUCUAAAAUAUGGACAAUAAAAUAUUUACAAAACCCUUUUUAA